CCUCCCUCCUUCCCUCAUUACGCCCUCCACCGGCAAAACACCGACCCACUCCCUCUCCUUCUAACCGGGAAAUAAACACUGAGCGGCAGCAGCAGGACUGAACGGUGCGCCUCAUCCAUGGUCCUCCUUUGGAUGCAUGUGUGACAGGAGGGUUGGUGUUACUUCACUAAGCAACUGAGGUGGACCUUAAGUUGAAGGAGAAGGUAGCAACCUGACGGGCCUCCCUGAAAGCAGGGGGCAGCAGCCGACAUGCAGGAAUCCUCCUCUGACAACAAGAUGGCUAAGCAGGAACAAAACUCCAGGCACCUUGAGGAACACAGAGAAACGGAGGACACAUCCGAGAAGACCUCCCCGAACAAGAACCUGAAAUCCCCUCAGAGAGGCUCCAAACGCCUUAAAACAUCCCCCUUCAAGGUGGCACUGCUGGAUUCCUUGGAGUAUGAGGGAGAAAUUGAGCAGAAGCACUCCAAAGGACAGACCCUGAUGGACAUGGUGUGCGAGCACCUCAACUUGUUGGAGAAGGACUACUUCGGCCUGACCUUUGCCGACACAGACACCCAGAAGAACUGGUUGGACCCAUCUAAAGAGAUUAAGAAGCAGAUGCGCAACUCUCCGUGGCACUUUGCUUUCGCUGUAAAGUUCUAUCCCCCAGACCCCUCCCAGCUCACAGAGGACAUUACCAGGUACUACCUGUGUCUGCAGCUGAGGGAUGAUAUCCUGUCAGGUCGCCUGCCAUGCUCGUUUGUCACCCACGCCCUCCUGGGCUCCUACGCCAUUCAGGCCGAGCUGGGAGACUACGACCUGGAUGACCAUGGCUCUGAUUACGUCAGCGACUUCCGCUUUGCUCCCAAUCAGACUCGUGAUUUAGAAGAGAGGGUGAUGGACCUCCACCGAACUUACAAGGGAAUGACACCUGCAGAGGCUGAAAUGAACUUUUUGGAGAACGCGAAGAAGCUGUCCAUGUAUGGGGUGGACCUUCAUCAUGCUAAAGAUUCAGAGGGGAUUGAGAUCAUGCUUGGGGUGUGUGCCAACGGCCUGCUGAUUUACAGGGACAGACUGAGAAUCAACCGCUUCGCUUGGCCAAAGAUUCUGAAGAUUUCAUACAAGAGGAGCAACUUCUACAUUAAAAUAAGACCUGGGGAGUAUGAGCAGUUUGAAAGUACAAUUGGUUUUAAGCUUCCCAAUCACCGAGCUGCCAAGAGAUUGUGGAAAGUCUGCAUUGAGCACCACACCUUCUUCCGCUUGGUAUCUCCUGAGCCUCCUCCUAAGGGCUUUUUGGUGAUGGGUUCGAAGUUUCGGUACAGUGGAAGGACGCAGGCUCAAACCAGACAGGCCAGUGCCCUCAUUGAUCGUCCCGCUCCUCACUUUGAGCGGUCAGCCAGCAGAAGGUACCUGCUGUCCAGGAGCUUGGAUGGAGCAGAGUUCUCACGGCCGGUAUCGUCCAUGUGUGAGAACCACGAUGGGCUAUCCCGCCGCAGCGCCAGCGAACACCCUCGACUACACAGCCCGUCCGUGGAAGAGCAGGAGACUGAGCUGGAGCCCAGCCUGGAGCAGGACGAGGAAGACAAGGACCAAGAUCUGAGUCAUGAGGAGCAUAAAGACCAUGAUGGCAAUGUCACCCCAAGCAGGAAGAAAGAAAUCAAGGAGGAGGCUGGCUCACCAGCCAACAGUAAACAGGAGCUCUCUCAGUUGGACCAGGAGACCACUCCUCGGCACAAAAAGGAGUUUCUUGAGAAAUCUCCGGAUGUCUUGCUGAAGCACCAGGCCAGCAUUAACGAGCUGAAGAGGGCCUUGAGGGAGCCCAACAGCAAGCUGGUAAACAGAGAGAAGCGUCUUUCUGCAACGUCUCCGACUGGAACUCCAGAGAAGAAGGCUUUGGGGGGCCGAGCAGUGGGAAAAGACCCUGUUAACAGCCCUUCUGUUGAGGGUUUCGUCCAGAAGACUCUGGUGACUUCACCUGAGGAGCCUGUCUCUACUCCCGCCAUAUACGAGGAGCCUUUUGCUGACUUUAAGAGAGAGCCUGGGGAAAGGCGUCCUCAACCGAGCCUUGCCUCGGAGGAGGAGCAGGAGCGAGAUACUCUGGCUUCCAUGAAGGAAACACAGCUGGGCAUUGAGCGCAAAUGCUCCAGCAUGACGGUCAGCUCCACAUCAAGCCUGGAGGCAGAGGUGGACUUCACCAUCAUCACGGACCUCCACUCGGGAAUGGAGGACUUUUCUAAGGGGCUGUCAGAGAUGGGAGAGAGGGGGCGGCAGCCAGAGGUUGGACGUGAAGACUUUGAGGAGACUUCCAGGUUCUACUCUGCCCGUCUGAUGGGCUCCAGGGAUAAGUUCCCUAUGGAGGAGAGGCUUCCUGAGGAGGGAACCCAUCAUGAGCCUCCAGUGGCAAAGAAAGACGCCAAUGCUGUGAGUGUGGCCCACAAGCUAAAGAGGGCAGACACCCGGACGGAAACGCACACCAAUGGAUCAGAGGUUCACCAGAACAUCAUUGAUGUCUCACCACAGAACCCUUCAAUUGUCAGCUCCACGGAAGCUUCUGUUGUUCCCAAGGAAAAUGGCUCCCCUGUAAAAGCAAGUUCCCAAGGGAGGGAGUCUGUUGUGUCUCCUCUGACCAUCACGGCUGAAAGUAUCACAUCAGCGACCACAACACAAGUUACCAAGACUGUAAAAGGAGGUUAUUCAGAGACCAGAAUUGAAAAAAGGAUCAUAAUCACCGGAGACGAGGAUGUGGACCAGCAUCAGGCACUCGCCAUGGCGAUCCAGGAGGCUAAGCAGCAGCAUCCCGACAUGCUGGUGACGAAAGCAGUGGUUAUCAGGGAAACAGAGUCUCCCACAGAGGAUCUGCAGCGGAAAGCAGAGUGCUGAUCCAACACAACGGCCUCUGAGAUGGGGUUGGAGGGAGACCAGAGAGAAUCCUCUAGCAGAGAGUCUCCCUCCCCACCAAACUGAACAUGACCACCCUCAAAGAGAGGACUCUCUACCCCCCCACUGUGUACUCAUAGACCCCUGAACAGACUGCGUUCCAGGAAGCAGCAGAUUUCCUGUCUUUUCCCUUUAGACGAAACCAACUGUGACCUGGUCUGGACCCCCUGUCCCGUCCAGCAUCAUUCCAAUCCUCCAGCUUCUUUGGAAACAGGAACCGUCUUUUGUUGGAGGAUUCAGCUCGGAAUCGGACGUGUUUUGGCUUGUUUGCACCAACGACCCCCCUCCUCAGAAAGGACUUCUUCCUGUUCAAACAUCUGCAGUCUUAUUGUCUUCAUCUUUCUCGCUUCGGUUUGAUUAACUGCUGUCUUAUUAGCUUUUUACAUUUUUACCUAUAGAUGAUCUAAUUUAUGUUCAGUGUUUGCCUGUUUAUGAAUUAUAUCAGAUGAUUAUAGUCUGCAUGAUUCAAAUAAUAAUAGCAGAGGAAAUGAGAAAGAAUACCUACACAGACAGGUUCCAUAAAAACAUUGUCAGGGUCUGGUACCAGCCUCCAUUUACAGAACAUCCUUGUCCUCAUCCCAACCUGACUUUGAGCUUUUAGUGACAGCAACAAUGGAGAUGCUGCUCACCUUGUUAGGGUUUGUAGAGAAAUUUUUAAUAUAAAUAUUACGUGCUCUAAGUUUUGCAGAUUUGAUGGUAUAUUUUUACUUUUUAUUUACUUGACUUUGGUUUAAUCUGAAUUUCUUGUGUUUUUUAAAUUUUUAAGUUUUUUUUUUUUUCUUGUUGACUCUUCUAAAUGCUGUUACACUGGAGAUUAUUGUGUGUCUUGGGGAAACAUUGCUAGGUAUUGGCCGGUUGCCAUUAUCAGGGUUGACCAAGUAGGUUUCAAAAUAAGUACAAUUUUCCACCGUAAUGUUACAGCCUAUUUAGAUGCUUUUAAUACAUAAUACAUAGAAAAGUUACACUGGAUUUUAAUUCAGAGUUCUGUUGCUGCACACUGACAGCCAGAUGGCUGAAAAAUGGCGCAUAUGUUAGUCUCAUACUUGCACAAAUGACUUGUUUUAAGAAAACCCACUAGAGUUAUGGAACUUAAAGCAGAACCUCCAUCAAUGUAAUGUUAUUUUAAAACUCAUUGGUUCAAACUGGUUGGAAAAUAAUUACAAACAAAAGCAUUUAGUUCAAGUAAUUCCUUUUUGUAUUAAACUUUCCCAAUCCUACAGUCAAGCUGUUAUACGAAGUUAUCUGAUUGACUCAUUCCUAGAUCUCACUAAGAAACUGUGAAUCUAUCUUAACUUGUCGUUCAGGUUUAUUAGGCCACUUAGAUGGCUCAGCACUAACUGCUGCCCAAAAAAGCGACCUCCUUCAGUCUAUGCAAUAUUUGGAGGUGAUCGCUACUUCUACCCAGCUAAAAACCCUGGUUUUGUCCAUAUUUAACCACACUGUAAGAUUUUGUGAAUCAAAAUUAGCAUUAAGUGGAAGUCUUGUGUCUGGUCAGUACACAGAAUGUUUUGGUUAUUUUCAGCUAUAAAUAUAUUACUCUUAACUGAUGCUGUUCAUCCUGCUAACCUUUUUUGGAGCAAGAAUAAGUAGCCGAUCCUAUUUCAAGCAUUUCGUGGUAUGAUAAUCAAAUCUUUUCAAAAUAACAAUACAAACUAGUAUAGUUUGGAUCAUAUUAUUUUAACACAGUCCUUGUAAAGUAAAAAAAAAAAAAAAAGCACCGGACUUGUAUGACUUUCUCUCUGAUUUCUGUUAAAUGAACUUAUGCUGUCAUGGUGUGGACUUUGGGUUUAUAUUUAAAAGCAGCGGUGUAUGUUGAAGUUCUCCCUAGAGAUACAGUGUCGUGCAAAAGUAUUAAAUCCCCUAGAACCUUUAAACAUGUCACAUUACAAAUGAUUUUAUUAAGGGAAGUAAAAAUAAAUGGGCGAAUACAUGUGCACACCAGACUUAAGGUUUCUGUGGUUCUAUGAUGAAAUAGGUUGAAAACAAAUCCUGUAAAAGCUGAGAGCAUACAGGCCGAUCCAUAUAAAGCAUAGCGUGUUGCCCUGUCACAUACAUCAUUAUGUUCUGAGUGACCUUUAAUGCUAUACUAUGCAUCACAAAUCAGUCAUGAGAAUCCCUGAUUGAGCCCUAACCUUUGUUAAUCCUAAUUGAGUCUGUGCUACUGUUAGUCGAGGCAGUGAAGCUCUCUGCUCGUGAGGUUUUGCAAUAAGCUGCCAUCUUUCCCCAUCUUCUGUCCUCUGAAGGGAGAAAACUGUGAUCUCUCACAUGUACCGAAGCGUAACCAAAACCGAAUAAUAAUAAUAACAAUGCACAGCUGUGGAGUGAGGAACUUUUCCAGCAAUUGUGACCAUGCUUUUGUGGCCCUCAAUCAUCCCCCACUACCCCCACAUGAAACUACUGACCUGCUCCAGACACACCUGUGGACACAAGAGUCCAGACCUGCUACCUUGUAUAUUCUAUUUUACUCUGUUUUAUUUUCUAUUGGUCACAUGACACUGGACUGUUGUGAAGGCAGAGUUUGGAGCAGAUGCUUUGUAAACUAAUUAGGAAGCUGCUCCUGGAAUAAUUAAGGCAUCAAGAAGAAAAACUGAGCUGCAGUAUGAAGGUUUGGAUUUCUUUUGUAUUUUCGUCAAACAGUUGAUGCAUUGGGUGCAAUAGAGAGAAGAAUACAAAUGGGUGCCUUAAGUUUUGGGUUGAUUUUUAUGGAAGUAGGAGCAGAGCCUAUUAGCUGAAAGUUUCUAAGAUGAGAAAGAGGUUAUCUAGAAAGAACUACUGACAUUAGAAAACUGGAAAAAGGAACGAAAUUAUGUCCUGAUACGGGGGAAUGCAUUUGUUGAAACUAUCACCAUGAGGAUAAGCAGUGUAUCCACAGUGAAGGCCAUUAAACUGCUGUGCCACUAAGCCUCCACCUUCAGUUCUCCACUGCCGUUAGCUCUACAUUCCCCUAGUGCUUGGUGGUGUGUAUGUGCUGUGUUUGCAUUCAGUUCUGACAGGAAAUAUACCUGCAUCAAUAAAUGUCUCACUAUGAUUCAAA
Cyprinodon tularosa is the source of this 5953-nucleotide messenger RNA. RefSeq names its product band 4.1-like protein 1. Gene Ontology annotation, biological process: cortical actin cytoskeleton organization. The transcript has 24 exons. Gene Ontology annotation, cellular component: plasma membrane; cytoskeleton. The record is from RefSeq and is a predicted model, not a curated record. The coding region runs from base 250 to 2862 and encodes 870 amino acids. Lineage: Eukaryota; Metazoa; Chordata; Actinopteri; Cyprinodontiformes; Cyprinodontidae. Gene Ontology annotation, molecular function: actin binding; structural molecule activity.